Molecule: messenger RNA, 1695 nt
Organism: Morone saxatilis (striped sea-bass)
Lineage: Eukaryota; Metazoa; Chordata; Actinopteri; Moronidae
Gene: abhd17b
Product: abhydrolase domain containing 17B, depalmitoylase
Biological process (GO): protein depalmitoylation
Cellular component (GO): endosome membrane; plasma membrane
Molecular function (GO): palmitoyl-(protein) hydrolase activity
Source: RefSeq, a predicted model, not a curated record
UGCGGCGUCGCCAGGGACCGCCCACAAUUAGCCACGCGCUGUGCCAUUGGUGGGCACGGCUUCCUCAACCUCUUUGCUAUUGGUCCGCACAGCUGUCAAUCACGACCUAUCCUUCCCUGGGAGAUAACAGGCGGAGUGAAAUUCACAACGAAGGCGGUGAUGUUUCGGAGCCAAGUGAUACUGCCGCGAACUGUCUGACAAAUCACCGCGGACGCGUGACACGAAUUUAGUUGAUUUCAGACCUUUAUUGGAGUCACCCAUGUCGCUGCUGAGCUGUAUAGACUUGAACGUUUUGAAUGAAUCGAUCUCGUUAUCAUUUAGGACCAUAUGUUGAGAACACCGAGCGGAGGAAGAAACGGCAGUCUGCUCGGAGGGUGUCUGGACCGGGAGGACGAACUCGGAGCUGUGGUGCCCAGAGGGAUAUUCACACUCAACGGUGACAUCGCCAACAAAUAGGACACGGAACAGAGGCUAAUCUGGCCGAGGAUAACCUUGUCAAUCUCCUGGCGUCGAGAAGAAGAUAAAUUAGUUGGGUAGUAGCUCGGUUGCGAAGAUAACACCUGACUACUGCGACGUUGGUCAAUACUGUCAACCUCUCAAAAUAGAAAGAAAAACACAACAAGCGUCCGGCCGCCGUCCAGAGUUUUGAGGAUGAACCACUUAUCCCUCAGCGAGCUAUGUUGCCUGUUCUGCUGUCCACCGUGCCCCAGCAAGAUCGCCUCUAAGCUGGCCUUCCUGCCCCCAGAGCCCACAUACAGCCUCAUGUCUGAUGACAGUGGCAGCCGGUGGACUCUGCACCUCUCUGAGCGCGCCGACUGGCAGUACUCGUCCCGCGAGAAGGACGCCAUCGAGUGUUUCAUGACACGCACCUCGAGAGGAAACCGCAUUGCCUGCAUGUUUGUCCGCUGCUCGCCCAGCGCCCGAUACACACUAUUAUUCUCCCAUGGAAACGCAGUGGACUUGGGUCAGAUGAGCAGCUUCUACAUUGGCCUGGGUUCGCGCAUCAACUGCAACGUCUUCUCCUACGACUACUCGGGUUACGGAGCCAGUUCUGGGAAACCCUCGGAGAAGAACUUGUACGCCGAUGUAGACGCUGCCUGGCAGGCGCUGCGGUCACGGUAUGGCAUCCGGCCAGAGAACGUGAUCGUGUACGGCCAGAGCAUUGGCACCGUGCCCUCCGUGGACCUGGCCUCCCGCUACGAGAGCGCUGCAGUCAUCCUCCACUCCCCGCUCACGUCUGGCAUGAGAGUGGCCUUCCCCGACACCAAGAAGACCUACUGCUUUGACGCCUUCCCAAACAUCGACAAGAUUUCGAAGGUAACGUCACCGGUACUGGUGAUCCACGGUACGGAGGACGAGGUCAUCGACUUCUCCCAUGGCCUGGCGCUGUAUGAACGCUGUCAGCGCCCCGUGGAGCCCCUCUGGGUGGAGGGGGCCGGACACAAUGACGUGGAGCUCUACGGACAAUACCUGGAGAGACUCAAACAGUUUGUUGCGCAUGAGCUGGUCAACUUGUAGAGGAGCUUGGAAAAAAAGGGUGGAGAGGGAGGACGGCCCGUCAGUACCGUCCACUCCACAUGCUGCAGCUGUGAACUUACAAGUACCCAUCAUUUUGUUUUGCUUUUAGAUUUUCUUUUUAUCAUGUUGAAAAUCACACAUUGUGAAGGUGCAUGAAUGAAAGAGGAAGUAGAUACA